UAGACUUUGAAACCUAAAAAAAUCGCAACUCCGCUACUCCCGAACCUGCGACGAUAGUUCUACUUGCGGCUUAAAGAGCCAUGAUGUGACGCCUUUGCUAUGUCGGGUCUAAUUAAGCGUAAAGGAAGCGCCGUCUUUCGUUCUCAAACCCUAGCCGCCAUUUACUCCAAGUUACAAAGGAGUAAUUGCACGCUUGCUGAGGGAGCCAUGGAGAAGUGUUCAGUUGUUGAUGAAGACAUAAGUUCAGUUGAUACAUCAAAGUGGAAGAAGGUACGAACAAGUGACUGUGGGAUUAAAAAUUCAAUGGUGCCUGAGUCCUCUUUGAAUGUCUUGAGACUCCUUAGACGUCAAGGUUUUGAUGCAUAUCUUGUGGGGGGAUGUGUGAGGGAUUUGAUACUCCAUAGACCGCCAAAAGACUAUGAUGUGAUCACUACAGCUAAUCUUAAACAGAUCCGGAGGUUGUUUCAUCGUGCUCAGGUUGUUGGGAGACGGUUUCCUAUUUGUCACGUGUGGAUGAAAGGUUCCGUGAUUGAGGUGUCCAGUUUCAAUACCGUGGCACAAAGUGACACUGAGCAUGAAAAUGAUACGCGGGAGUCCAAAGAGGAUAGCAACCUCUUCAAAAUGUAUUCUGGUUGGGAUAGAAAAGACUGCAAUCUCUGGAGGAAUAGCUUGCAACGGGAUUUCACAGUUAACAGUUUGUUCUUUGAUCCCUUUGAACUUAAAAUUUAUGACUACAACAAUGGAAUGGAAGACUUGAAGGAUCUAAAGCUACGUACACUCGUCCCUGCACAUUCAUCUUUCAGUGAAGAUUGUGCUAGAAUUCUCAGGGGGUUAAGACUCUCAGCUCGAUUGGGUCUAUCGCUUUCAAAGGACAUUAAGACUGCAAUUCCUGAAUCUAUAUCUUCCGUUGCGAAUUUGAGCCCGGUUAGAAUAUUUAUGGAAAUGAAUUACAUGCUUGGGUAUGGAGCUGCUGCGCCUUCCAUCCUCCUUCUCAUGAAGUACAAGCUACUUCACGUUUUGCUUCCUUUUCAGGCAGCUUACCUGGAACAAGCUAGUAAAAGAUCUCAACAAAGCUCCUUUAUGCUAAUGAAGUUAUUCUCUAAUAUGGAUAAAUUGGUUUCCUGCAAGCAACCUGCCGACUCCAGACUAUGGAUUGCAUUGUUGGCUUUUCACAUUGCACUAGUGCGUAACCCUCAGGAGGCUAUUGUACUGCACGCUUUUGCCUCCCUUCUCUACCACAGAAACUGGAGCGAAGCUGUCAAAUUUGCUAGAGAAAAUGAAAACUCGGUAGCUGGAUACGUCCCUGAGGUAUCUAAAUCUUCGGGAAAGAUAUCUGAUGAAGAUCUUGCCGAAGCAGUUUCAGAAUUCGCAUCUCUGUUAAGAGAUACUCAGUAUGUUCUCACUGAUAUGGAGUCUCUCCACGAAGCCCUAUACCACUACCCGGCUUUCAAAAGCUCUGGUCUGGUGUUUGUAUCGAAGAACAAGGGGAAACAACUGGCAGAUUUGUUUACGGGAAUGAGUGAUGUGGAAUCAUAUGAAAGCGAGAAACAAGGUUUCUGUAUUGACUAUUGCUCACUUGGGAAGGGAAUUACAUGCGAAGUAGGGUUUGUUCUUGGCAAAAUCAUUCUAGACACCAUCAUCGAACAGCCAACUCCGGUCGAGAAGAAACAGAUGGCCAUAGACCAGAUUGUUCCAUCGGCUUGUAUGGAGGAGAAUAAGGCUGAGUUGAUCGUUUCUAAACCAUCUAGGGAAGAUAAGAACGGUCAAGCUAAAGUCCAUGACUCAAAGGCAUCAUCUGUUUUUAAGGCUCACCAAGAGAUUCUGAAGAGGAUGAGAGAAAACAGUGAGCACAAGAAUGAGCAAGAGUCUGAGAUUUGUCCAGACACGACCUUGUCUGAUCAAGCAAAGAAUCAAGAUCAGUCUGUAGUCCAAAAACCUAAGCGGGCUCGGCUUCACAAAGAAGCACUAGUCCCAGAGGCUCCGAAGCAAAAGACUUCAAAGAGGUCAAAGUCGAAUGAGCAAGAGAGUCUCUCUGGUCCAGCAAAGAAUCAGCAUCAGACUGCUGUAGACCAAAAGAAUGACAAACGUAGCACUGAACCACCAGUAUCUGAUCCGCCUAAGCAAAAGACUUCAAAGAGCCGUUUGAAGGAGACACAGAAAGUGAAACACAGCGACAUCCCUGUGAGGGAGAUUCAAGAUGCAAAAGUCGGCUUCGUCUCUGACAAAUCUAUGAGCGAUAUUCUAAAAGUUCUUGUGAAACCAAGCCAACAAGCCUCAAGCAAAGAGGAGAGCAAUUCGUUACCAUCAUCGGAGAAGACAAAGAAACCGAGAAAACUCUCAAGUCUCUUCAGGUGAAGCUGUACCCCAUACAAAUAUUUGAGGGCUUAAAGCCAAGUCGGAGACCUUCUCCAGAAGGUAUACAUACAGUUGCAGUCUCACUCCGCAAUUUUAACAUGUGUACCAUGUAAGCUUGAACCAAUUUGUGUUUCAUCUUGUUUUUGAUUUUGAUCGCCGUUAGAUGAUAUUUCAUAAUUUGUAAGGAACUAAAUCAUACGGUAAUAUAGAAGAAUAGAUGAUGAUAAAUCGAAUUCUAAAUUAAGGAUGUUUUACUC
Raphanus sativus (radish) is the source of this 2612-nucleotide messenger RNA. RefSeq lists its product as uncharacterized. The record is from RefSeq and is a predicted model, not a curated record. Bases 100 to 2355 code for a protein of 751 amino acids. NCBI's taxonomy places the organism in Eukaryota, Viridiplantae, Streptophyta, Magnoliopsida, Brassicales, Brassicaceae. Gene Ontology annotation, biological process: RNA processing. Gene Ontology annotation, molecular function: nucleotidyltransferase activity; RNA binding. The transcript is spliced from 14 exons.